Molecule: messenger RNA, 2601 nt
Organism: Apiotrichum porosum
Lineage: Eukaryota; Fungi; Basidiomycota; Tremellomycetes; Trichosporonales; Trichosporonaceae
Exons: 3
Coding region: 1-2601 (866 amino acids)
Biological process (GO): SNARE complex assembly
Cellular component (GO): endosome; lytic vacuole
Molecular function (GO): SNARE binding
Source: RefSeq, a predicted model, not a curated record
AUGACAAGCGACUCGCCACCCAUGUGGGAGCCGCGUAUCAGGCAUAUAACUGGCGUCGGCAUUCACGAGCUCGUGCCCCCGGCCCCGCCUCCAGCUCGCGGUGGUGGGAGCUUUCCCUUUGGUCCUCCCCCCGGCGGCUCACCACGAGCACGGAGAUCGAGCCAUGCUGGCCACGACGUGCCACCGUUGCAUGGCCGAGCACGGGCUCCCACUCUUGCCGGCGAGGGCAGGGACGGACAUAUCCACCAUCCGCCUGCUGCGCCGCCUCCAACGACCGUCCCGCCUGUGAUGGAGGAACGGGCGCUGGCAAGGUGUUUUAUCGCGCUGGUGCUUCCUGGUGAAAAGCACAAGAAGGACGAGGCCGAUGCUCGUCGCGCAGCCUCCCCGGUGACAGAGGGGACAGAGUCGCCGCCAGCGUCGCCAACACCGAGUUCGGCGUCGGCGUCCCGGCGACGAACACGGAUGCAGCCGGACGCUCCCAAACCCGGCCGUACACGUACGACAUCCCUCCCUCCCAAACCGGCACAACCGGCACCUCGCCCUGUGCGUAAGGCCAGCGUAUCGAGCGUCGCGUCCGCCCCCGCUCCGUCCCCUGUACCGUCCUCGCCGUCCCCGGGAGCGAGCUCGCCGGCCCCGCGACGCCCGAAGCAGAAUGGAACCAGUCCCAUUGCGUCCACAGCAUCACCCAAGACCACGCCGCUCAAGGUAUCCCCGGCCACGGCGGCCGCCAAAGUGGCUCGACCAUCGCCCGUCAAGCUCUCGCCAGCCAAGGUCGCCCCGGCCAAAGUGUCCGCAACGACAGCGUCUCCCAAGCGGCCCGCACCUGUCGUUCGUCGCUCCACCACGCUGGGCUUUCCCGCUCGCCCAGGCGACAGACGUGCACCACCGCCACCACCCCCGCCUGUCCCCUUCUUCCUUUCUGCGAUUCACCCUCCGAGCACUCACCCGCGGUGGGCCCAUCUCGAGACUGGCGACUUUGCCCCCUGGCUCGGCCUCAAUGAGGCUGCUGGCACGCAGGUCGAGGUCCAGGUCUGGCUCGAAGAAGGUAAAGGGGAGAGUGCCAAGUGGCGCCAGCUGCCUGGUGUUGGCGGCGUGAUGGAUCUCACACGUCUGGUACCUUGUCGGCCUGGACAGGUGCUGGAACCAAACACCGUCCAGUGGACGUUUAGCGCUUAUCCCAAGUCGGUGUUCUACCUGCCGGCCGCGGAUGCCCCGCCCCUGGAACGCGAUGUUGAGCGUGGCGUGGUGGAACGCAGUCUCCGAGAGACAAGGAUGAAGCAUGGCCCAAGUGUCGGAGCUCUCCACCAACUCGUCAACAUUCAAUCCGUGAUUGCCGACACGCAGCGCAGCAUCGAUGACCUUCAACGGCGUAUAGACUCUCUUAUCACAGGGGAUGUCGACCGGUCGACGCUCAAGCGCGACGUAUCUGAACGCGGCCUCAAGGUCCGCUGGGUCCGCGACCGUGUCUCCGAGGUAGAACGUACCAUCGAGGAAGCCCGGGCGCGUAUCACACUCCACCGUGGCCGGGUGUCGGCCCGACGCGCACUGCUAGCGGCUGCCGUCGAGCACGAGGAGACCACCAAGUCGGAGGCAUGCGACCUCGCACGCCAGAUUGCCGACACUGAGGACCAACGGAGCGCUCUGCUGCCGCAAAUAUACAGUCUUCGCGCCCACCACGCGCAAACACUUGACAGUCUGUUCCCCAUCGAACCCCUCCAUCCCCUUACACUUCUAUACUCCAUCGUGGGUGUCCCCCUCCCGAUUCCUUUGGGACCCAAGGACCCCGCCCCGCCCCUCACUCUCGCCCCGGCACUCAUCCCCGACGGCUGUCCCCGGGUCGACGAACGCACAACUUCAGCAGCACUGGGUUACGCGGCGCUUGUUGUCCACCUGAUAUCACUUCUCGGCGGCGCUGCCGCCGGCCUCGCUUACCCGGUAACCUACGCCGGCUCGCGCAGCCAUGUCCGCGACGUCGUCUCGGUCAUGAACGGACCUCGCUCGUUUCCGCUGUACGGUAAAGGCGUCGAGCGUUAUCGGUACGAAUACGCCGUGUUCCUGCUCAACAAGGACAUUGAGCUGCUCAUGCACGAGUCGGAUAUCCGCAUGCUGGACCUGCGGCACACGCUUCCCAACCUCAAGAACCUGCUCUUGACACUGUCGUCGCCUGAACCGCCCCCAUCUGGCCCCGUCUCGGGCCCCGGAUGGGCCAGUGGCGCGGCGUCGCGCGCGAGCUCGCGCCAGCCGUCUUCGGCGUGGAGUCUGCCCAGUCGCCAUCUGCGGAGCGUGAGCGCUACGUCGUUUAACUUCCUCGUGCCGGCCCCGGCUACGGGGUCGAUCGGGACGUCGCUGGCCAGUGCGGGCCCGACGAGCGACGAGAGCGGGAGUGUCAGCGCCAACGCUAGUGCGGUCGUUGGACAAGGUGGGCCGUCGACCCCGUCACGUUCCGAGUCGCCACAGCCGCUAUGGGCAAGCCCGCAGCGGUCGCGGCUGCACAAGUCGCACACGGCCUCGAGCUCUGGAACCCCCGACGACCGGGAAUGCGACGACUCGGAUUCGGAGGGCACCCAGACGGAGGGCUAUGUCGUGGGCAAGAACGCAUGA